Messenger RNA from Pocillopora meandrina, 5964 nucleotides. The record is from the annotation of a GenBank genome assembly. Lineage: Eukaryota; Metazoa; Cnidaria; Anthozoa; Scleractinia; Pocilloporidae.
AUGAUUCGUCACCCAAAGUCACGAAAUCUAAAGGUUAGCUUGUUACAAAACCCUUACGUGCAACUUUGUACGAAGAUGACUCCCUGCGCGGAGUUUCUUGUCGUGGUUUCUUCUUAUUUUGUCGUCGUGGGGGCUACUAUUCCUUACAAGACAGCUUAUUUUGGGCAAGAUCUCGAUCAUUUCAACUUCGUCCAAGCCAGUAAGGUCACGUUUAAACAGCGAUAUCUCUAUACAGGUAUCUACUAAGGCGCUUACCGUAAUUUCUGACUCGAAUGGAGCUUUGGAGGUGAAGCUGUUUAGUUUGUUAGAGAGCCCGGUUAAAUCUUAUGUCUCUCUUUCCCAAAGCUGAUGUAAUCGACACUGUGAGAAAUCAGGUUCUACUUUAGUUUAUUUAUAAAGUUCACCUUCUGUGAGAUUACAUAAUUUGUUGGAACGAAUGAUCGUCUCAAGCAAACAAAACAGCUAUCCCACUCUUAGCCAGCAUGUCAUCGAACUGAAUUUUAAAAGUAUGCAAUACCUCUGAUAAUGGAAUCACCCGUAUUUUAACUGAAUUUCUCUUAAACAAUUUAGUAAUUGUGCUGAAGUGAAGAAAACUUGAGUAAGACAUGUUGAACAGUAGAUGAGCUUAGAGCAAUCACUAUGUUGGGAAAAAGAGAGGCUAUGAGGAUUAAAAGCGACACAGAUUAAAUAUUUUGAAUACAUUUGUGGCUCAGUGUUCUGAUUUUCCUCCUUUUUUUGGAAGGGGGUGGACUGGGUGGGGGAGGAAAGCCUUGGAAAGGAUCACAGAAAAUCCUAUAUGGCUGCAUGCCUAUCUUAGAGGGGAAGAGGGGACACCCAUAGGAAACAAUUUCAAUCUGCAACUGAUUGCCUAUGUACUAUAGACUUGUGAAGUAAAAAAUAGCUUUGAAUUGAAGCCUGGAAUCGAAGUAAGUCAAGAACCAGGUGCUGAAUGCACCCCUCCCCCCCCCCCCCCCAACAAACAGCAUUUGCAGCAGUAUCUUUAAAGGUUGGUUACUGGACGUCUAUCGCUGCCCAUAAGACCUCUUACGCCUGUUACACAGCUGUCUCUUACACCAUCAGCAGCCACAUAUGGAAUAAGUUAUUGAAACCCCAUGCCAGUAUUUAGAAUUUGUCUUUCUGAGGCCUUGAGACACCAGUUUUGGGGCCUGUUUCCUGAGAAUGGCUAGUGAUACUUGCAAAAACAUGGAGGUGUUCUGAGUGGAAUAAUUUGUUAAGCCCAUUGCUAAAUUUUGUGUCACAGAUCAGUACUGGGAUGAAAAAGGACCAAUUUUCUUUUACACUGGCAAUGAAGGACCAAUAACUAGUUUUUGGGAAAACUCAGGCUUUGUUUUCGAAGCAGCUCAGAAGUUCAAUGCUUUGGUUAUUUUUGGUGAACAUGUGAGUACACAAGGAUGCUUUGUGUGAAUGUUGGGUAAUAAAACAAAUCUGUUUUCCCAAUGGCAAUGUAUCGUUUUUGUCAUUGUUUUCUCUAUCCAAGAACUGAAUGCAUAAUGUGGUAUGGGGCUGUGCGGAAAUUUUACUGAAUGUUGAAUAUCUGAUGCUCUGAUUUCUAGCAAGCAAAAGUGCAUUUUACCUUUAAUUUGUUGUGCUCUGUCUUCAUCCUUUUUUAGAGAUACUUUGGAGAUUCCCUUCCAUUUGGUUCGUCCUCAUUUGAUCAUGAUAAAGUUGGUUACCUUUCAGUGGAGCAAGCCCUUGCAGACUAUGCUGUCCUAGUGACUGAUCUUAAGAUUCAGUAUAAGGCCACAGAGAGUAAGGUUGUUGCUUUUGGUGGCAGGUACAUUGUAAUAUAACUUUUAAAAAAAAAAUUACAGUUGUUGUGGUCACCUACAUAGAAACUACAGCAUGAUUCAUUUUCCAUGUGACUCAGCAAGGUCUCAGAACGUAAAGUGCUCUGAUGACAUAUUCUGUAGCAUUAAUCUGUCCUUGAUUGGUUUUCAGUUAUGGUGGAAUACUGAGUGCUUACAUGAGGUUCAAAUAUCCAAAUGUAGUUGAUGUUGCCUUAGCAGCCAGUGCUCCAAUUUACAUGACCACUUUCCAGGGUAGUGAAAGAGACUCAUUCUUUGCUGCAGUGACAGAGGUGAUGGCUACAGUUUUUAUAACUUGCAUAAGAACAAUCAAUGAUUGAAUAUUCAAGUUUUCAUUGUUAUUUAGUUGUGCUACAACAUUUCCUUGCUGAUCAUGCCUACUGUAUCAACUGUUUUAGUUUCUUCUCUUGUCCAGCUUACUGAUCAGUGAUUCUCCCCAUAACAUCAAGGAAAUUACUAAUUUAGUUAAUAGUUGUUCAUUUGGUAAAAGAGUUGAGAGUCUAUUAAUUUUUCUCCUUCUUGAGAAUUAUACUGGUUAAAUUAGGAGAAUGAUAUAUCAUUUGUUAUUUGAGUUAAUUGUAGACAAAAAGUAUUUAAACUUAUUUGGUGAUAUUUAACAAUUAUGUUAAUUUCUGAUGAUGUUCAUGAAAGAUAAAACCAUCAACAGUAACUGCCAAACUAUUUUGUUUUCAUGUUUCAAUUUAUUCAGUUAAUUUAAUUAAGUUUUUUUGUAAUUUUUGUGUUUUAAUUUCAAGGACUUUUUAAAUGCUGAUGCUAAUUGUCCAGGUUAUGUUAUUAUGGCUUUUGAAAUGAUUGAGAUGCUGAAAAAUCAAGGAUCAAAAGGUACAUUAAAUAUAUUCAUUAAGUCAGUAAAUCAGUCUCUUUUAAGAAAACUUUUCAAGUAAAAUGUCAAAAUCAAAACCAAAGUAUUCCUAAUUAUGGAUUAUCAACAAAGUUAACUAUAACAAGGAGAUAGAUAACUCUUAUUUAAAGGCAAUUGCAUGCGUGGAUCUUUUAACCAAGUCACUAUGUGUGAAACUGAUCUGGAGUUUUAUUUUGAUAUGCAUUUAUUUCAAUCACAUUAUUUCAUGUAGGACUUGCUGAAAUCUCAAGGAUAUUUAAACUCUGCAAACCACUCAAGUCAACAGAUCAGGUAAGAAUUAUCUAAUUACCAUCACACAAACACAACCAUGACAGUGAAGUGAACACAGUUAAAAAUUAUGUGGAGCAGCAUUUAAUGACCCCAUGGUAAUUAUUUGUUAGUUUAUUUGCCAGAUUACUUCCUAUCUUCCUUCCUCUCCGUCAUUUCCUGUUCCCUUUUUCUCCCACCCACCCUCUCUUCCACCCUACCUCCCUCCAACCCACCUGCCCUUCCACCCUACCUCCCUCCUACCCAUCCUCCCUCCCUUUCACCCUCCCUCCCACACUUCCUCCCUCCCUUUCACCCCCCUCCCACCCUCCCUCCCUUUCACCCACCUCCCACCCUCCCUCCCUUCCACCCUCCCUCCCUUCCACCCUCCCUCCCUCAUUCUCUCUUCUAAAACUUUGGGGAGCAAAGAUCAAUGAUACAGGAGGGAGAUCACUUGCCUUCCAAUCCCAUUGCUGUGGCCUUGGUCAGAAUCCAUAACCUUGGGUCACUUGCAGGUGAGUUAUUUAUUGAUUCUCAUUGAAUCAAUCCUCAUUUGACCAAGAAACAGAGGAUGCAGGGCUGUGUUCUGGAUUUGUCACUGCUUAAUUCCUUUAUUGUUAUUCUUAUUUUUAUAACUGUUAUUAGUGUUACUUAAUUCUUUUCACAACUUUUGUUUUAUGUUUUCUUUCCUUUGUCCUUUGUAGAUCCUCCAUUUCAUCCAUUGUUUCAAUUGGCCCAAUAAUUUGGUUUUUGUUUUUUUGUUUUCAUUUUAGAUCCCUCACAUGUUACAUUGGAUUCGCAAUUCUUUCACAACCCUAGCCAUGUGUGAUUAUCCUUACCCAACAGACUUACUGGCUCCACUUCCUGGGCAUCCUGUGAACUUGGCAUGUAAAUUGAUGGCAAGUGCAUCAUCCAAGGUUGAAGGUCUGGCUGAGGUCACAGCUUUAGUCUACAAUGGCACUAAUGGUACGCUGACUUGCCUUGAUCCAGAUACAGAGUACAUCAAAUGUGCAGACCCCACUGGGUGUGGCCUGGGUUUAGACAGUCUUGCCCAAGACUAUCAGGUAGUGGGUUGGAUAUAUUACUUGCCUAGUCAAGUAACUAAUAUAAUUGCUAUGUUUAACCAUAGUCUGCAUGGGAUGUAGGAACUAGUUAAAGAUGACAGUAACUACCACUUACUCUGGCUUAGAAAAAUUCAAGAUUUGGGAAAUGUGGGGGCUUUAUACAUGCUGGACUUCAGAUCUAAAGGUCCCAGGUCAAACUCUGACUGACUGGACUGUGUUGAGCAAGACAUGUAACAUUUUCUGGUUGUGUUUCUUUCUGUCAUUAAACAUAAAAAUGAGAUUUAUAUUUCAUCUUUUCAGGCUUGUACUGAGCUCACUCUUCCAGCUGGUUCUAACAACAAGACAGACAUGUUUCCACCUCUGCCAUGGACUCCAGAAAUGAUUGCAACAUACUGCAAGAAAAAAUGGGGUGUGGUACCUCAACCUAACUGGGCACCCAUACAGUUCUGGGGAAAAGGUUGAUCUUGAAAUACAUAGUUAGCAUAGUUAAGGCAUAGUUAGAGCUCCUGUGAGCAUACUUCGAGCUCCUCACAAAGCAGGAAAAGUAUCUAUGACUGGAACAAGCCAUCUAUGGGAUUGUAUGAACUCAGGGAUUAUGUGAAAUAAGAAAAAUGAGGUUUUGUUGAGGCAGCUGCUUAACCACUGAUGUUUUACUUUGUAAAUGAAUGAACAAUAUAUCAUGUCCCGUGGAUGGGAUGCUUAAUCUUUUCAAUUAACUGCCUAGUAGUCUGCUAGGUUCCACUUCCCCUACUGCUGAAUUUCCACCAUCCCCCCCCAAGAUGCUAAAUUUGUUCAGUUAAACCCUCAGCAUUUUGCCAGUUUCCAUUCCCCCCCCUUUCCCCGAAAGAGCUCAACACUAGAAAAAGAAAAAUUCUAUUUCUUUAAUUGAUUUUCCAGAUAUAUCUUCAUCUUCUAAUAUUAUUUUCUCCAAUGGUGACCUGGAUCCAUGGAGAACUGGAGGGGUAAGUUUACACUAUUACACUAUUUGAAGGGCUGUGGUUGCUUCCAACUGCUGUUGGAUUUAAAAUGUAUUGAUUAUAUUUUAGGUGUUAGAAGAUGUCUCACCAACACUGGUGGCACUUCUGGUCAAAGGUGGAGCUCACCAUCUUGAUCUGAGGUAUGUUUUAACCUUUUCGCUGACUAGAUUGAUCAAUAUGUAAGUUCUCAUCUUAUUGUUUUAGAAAGUUAAAGAGGCAGUUGCUGACAGUAAAGAAAAUUGUGAGCUCCAGACAGAAAACCAACUUCUCUGCUUUAACCAAUCAUGAAAUGUGUGGUGAUAUGUGGGGAGAAUUUUCUCUGAGAUCUUGAAGCAUGCUAGGUGCAGAGCAUACUAGCUGCCAAAGCCCUAUUUGGGGAUUUCCUGCAUUCCCUUGAUUUUUUUUAUUUUUCACUUUAAUCUUUUUGUUACCUGAAAGAUUGCUGGUAAAGAUUAAAAAAAAGAACAAAACCUUUUUUAGAGCGGUUUUCUUAUCAUUGUUGCUAUUUCAGUUUUAUCAAUUAUUGAUUUAAUUAUGUCAUACAGAGCAUCCAAUCCACUGGACCCUCCUACAGUGACACAAGCACGAGAACAAGAACUGGAACUGAUUCAAAAAUUCUUACAAUAGAGCAGGAUAAUUUUAAUGGACAACAAUAACAGUUGUUGUAUUACUCUUAAUAUUUUUUGUAUGCAUUAAUUCAAUAACAAUCAGACUUGUCUAUCAUUUGAUUUUUUUUAAAUGAUGGAAAAUAGAAAAGGCAUUUUUAAGAAAUGGUUGACAGUUGAGUCACUUUCAGGGUGCAUAACUUCAGAUAAAAUUUUCAUAGCAUAGAACUUACUAAUUAGGAAUUAGAAUUUAAAUAGAGAAUUUUAUAUUAAUUGAUUUCAUGCAAUGGAUGAAAUUCAAAAGCCUUGUACAAGGUUAAUGCUGUUGAUGAAUGUUAAAGAACAAUAAACUGUCUGAAAGGA